AACCUCCUGAGACCCAGCCCAUUGACUUAUGUCCACUGUAGUGGACAUUUGAGUUUCAUCCCUCUCCUUGGAAUCUUUUGUGCAAGUCUCUUAAUUCCUGCUGUACUGUACAGAGGACAUCCUGGGCUUUUCAGUGAUAUGUUAUUUCAUUGGCUGGGAGGCCGGGAACCCCCUCAAUCUUUCAAUCCAAAAUGGACGGCAUAGGAACAAGCACAUUUUAUGGAAAGAUAAAAGGAAACAGAACUGAAGCAGAAAGAAUUCUUUACAAAAUAGUCGAGGGAGAUUCAGAUUUAGAGUUGUCAGAUGACGAGAGAGAUGAGGAUGAGUUUCAAUCAGUGAGAGAAGGCAGUGAUGAAGAAGAGGAAGAUGAUGCAGAAGGCUCAGUUGAAGGGACAGAUGCAGACACAGACACAGAUACAGACAGGGAUGAGCAGGAAACUAGACGCCUUCUGUGGGCCAGGAGUAAUAUGUAUGUUUUAUGCAGUUCCACAAUUUUAAAUUCAGCUGCAUUGAGUAUUUAAACAGUUAUUAUUUAUUAUUUAUCAUUUAUUAUUCUU
This is a messenger RNA of Carassius carassius (crucian carp), 557 nucleotides long. Its product is annotated as acidic leucine-rich nuclear phosphoprotein 32 family member B-like. Lineage: Eukaryota; Metazoa; Chordata; Actinopteri; Cypriniformes; Cyprinidae. Bases 192 to 521 code for a protein of 109 amino acids. The record is from RefSeq and is a predicted model, not a curated record. The transcript is spliced from 2 exons.